Molecule: messenger RNA, 2710 nt
Organism: Carya illinoinensis
Lineage: Eukaryota; Viridiplantae; Streptophyta; Magnoliopsida; Fagales; Juglandaceae
Exons: 10
Coding region: 156-1790 (544 amino acids)
Biological process (GO): vegetative to reproductive phase transition of meristem
Source: RefSeq, a predicted model, not a curated record
UCUUCACACUGAAUCGUUAAUAAUUUCCUUUUAGGACUAAGCAAGAUAUGUAAGAAAUAAAAAAGAGCGAAGCAGCUCUCUGAUCUUCAUAACAAAAUUUGCACUUACUCUGACAUUCCUUUUAUGCCCUCCAGGCACCACCGCAAUUACCUGUCAUGGAGGUUCCCGCAGGCUUCUUGGCCAAGCUAUGGAGCUUUCUCUCUUUUCUUCCCUUCUUCUUGUUGCUCUUCAUCCUCGGCCUCCUCAAAGCGGCACUUGUUGGACCAGCAGUAUUAGGCAUCAUAUUGAUCGGAAACUCGGCAGUUAUAAUGGGGCUAUGGACUGCACAUUUUGUCUGGACUUACUAUUGUGUGGCAAACUCUCAACGGUUCCAUUUUUUGGCCUAUAAUUUCAGAACCAAAAAGCUCGGGCCUGUUCUAAAGGUUGUGGUGCUAGUUUCAUUACCAGUGCCUCUGGUCCUUUGGCCAAUCUCUGGAAUUGUUGGAAGCCUUUUAGGCGGAGUAGCAUAUGGAUGUUUUGCGCCCCUUCUUGCAACUUUUGAGGCUGUUGGAGGGAAUGUCACCGACAAAUUCUACCACUGCUUUGUUGAUGGUUGUUGGUCCACGAUUAAAGUAGGCUGCACAGUAGUGCAGGAUUUCACAGACUUUUGCUUCCAUUCAUACUUCUCCUACAUGGAUGAAUUAAUUGAGACAGUGCUUCCGGAUGAAAGGCCAACGGACAUAAAAUUAUCAAAAUUGCCAGGUUGUUUGCUGGCAAGUCUGAUUGGUUUGCCGGUAGAUGUGAUUUUAAUAACCGCUGUUGCUCUGUGGAAAAGCCCUUACAUGCUCUUCAAGGGCUGGAAGAGGCUGUUGGAAGACUUGAUAGGCAGAGAAGGACCCUUUUUGGAGACAGUAUGUGUUCCGUUUGCUGGUCUUGCUAUCAUCUUAUGGCCUUUGGCAGUUGUGGGAGGCGUGAUAGGUGCUACUGUCUCCAGCUUCUUUCUGGGGCUCUACAGCGGAGUUAUUGUCUAUCAGGAAGGCUCACUUCUGAUGGGACUUGCAUAUAUUGUGUCUGUGGUUUCGCUGUUCGAUGAAUAUGCAAAUGAUUUACUCUACUUGAGGGAGGGAUCCUGCCUUCCGCGGCCUGAAUACCGUAGAAACAUGGGCCCCAGUACUGAGAGAAAAAAGCUAGCCGAGAAUCAUAAUACUGACUCAAAGAAUGGGAGGGAGAACUCAUACAGGUCCAAAUUAAUCACAGAAAAAUCACGUACAUUGAAAUGGGAAAUUCAGCAAUAUAAACCUAUGCAGGUAUGGGACUGGCUUUUUAAAUCUUGCGAGGUGAAUGGUCGAAUUCUCCUCCAUGAUGGUCUGAUAACUCUCGAGGACAUCGAGGAAUGCAUGCUGAAGGGUAAUUGUAAGAAGUUGGGCGUUCAAUUACCUGCUUGGUCUAUAUUGCAGUGCCUGCUUGCAUCAGGAAAGUCCAACUCAUCUGGGUUGGUGAUCUCUGAUCAUGAAGUGGAAUUGACGACGAUGAACGGGCCAAGGGAUAAAGUGUUCGAGUGGUUCGUUGGACCCCUAUUAGUCAUAAAAGAGCAAUUAAAGAGAGUCCAUUUAGAUGAAAUUGAGGAAAACUGCCUGAGAGAGCUUGUUAUUAGAUGCAGAAACGAAAAGCCCGAGGAGUGGGAUGGGACUGAAUUUGCUUCGAGUGACAUAGUUAGAAGGGCACAGUUGCAAUCCAUAAUUAGAAGGCCUCAUGAUAGAAGACAUCGACACCAACAUGUUCCUUUUCACAUUCCCACGACAGCAUCAUAAAGAUAGGAUCUUAGCCAGUCGCCCAUGGAACUUCAAAGGCUUCCACAUGGUACUAAGGCAUUGGCCUCCUGAACUCAGUAUCAAUGAAAUUGCUCUCAACUACUCAGCGUUCUGGAUUCAAAUUCAUGGGCUACUGAUGGAUAUGCUCACAAAUAAGAAUGCGGAACGGAUAGGUGAAGUGCUGGGAAUUUACUAUAAGUUGAUAAAGCUUCUAUAUUUGGAGUAACGCUGCAAAGAUAUCUGAGGCUCAAGGCGAAAUUGAACAUAGAACAACCCCUACCAAACGGAAUCGAACUAGCUAGACCAAAUGGAGAAGAGCGGAAAAUUCUAAUCAAAUACAAAUGUCUAUCCGACUUCCGUUACAGGUGUGGAAGACACGGCCAUAUAGUUCAAUCAUGUCCAAUGUACACAGUCCCUCCAGAUAGCUCAAAAUACGGAUCAUGGAUGAGGGUGGAGACUACAUCAACCAGGCGCAAUGAUUUUCCAGGAGCUUUUCGACCCCACCAGAAGAACUGAUAGCAGCACCUAAUAGACAGAGAUAUUCAAAGGGCCAUACUCCCUCCAGCCUGUAUUUGAGAGCCAAAUCCCAUCUGAAAACCAAAAGCCCAUCAUCCAGAGGAAGCCUCAGCCAGCAAAGGAAAGGGGAAGGAAAAAAAUGUAUGCUGAUGGAUCAAAACCAACCAACCAACCAACCGUGAAGGAGCACAUCAUCUUCUAUUGACAGUAAUGCAAAGAACGUGAAAGGAAGCAGAGUAUGAGAGCAAAGAAAGCUGAAAAGGAAUAACUGCAAACGUAUUUCAUAUAUUACUCGUGUAUACAAUCUGUGCUUUGCUAUUUAUAGAUUACAAAUGUAAAAUAACAUAAAUGAAUAAAAGAAUAAUGACAGCUCAUAAUGCAUAACAAAAUUGGCAGAGUGGCCU